GUGUCUUGGACUCGCUGAGACUUCACUACUCUCCCCACACACAGACUACACAAAAAAACCGAAAGCAAUAAAAAGAAAAAGGCACUGACAAGAAAGGCAAAAAUAGCUGAUUUUUAGAGAGAGAAACACCGAUUUUAUAAUUCUAGAGAGAGAGAAAAAGAAUAACAAAGUGAUGCUCCCUUUGAUUAACUCGAAUUUUCCAGUGUUUGGAUAAACCGAUGCAUCUGGAUUAGGAGAGGUAGUAUUGGGAAACAAUUAUUUUUUUGCACCUAUAACGAUUGCGUGAAUGCUGAAGACAAUCUGAAACAAAUCCAUAUUCAAUUGAUUAGUGCUGACUGGUUUACAGUUAUCCUACUGAGCCGAGUUGCAACAUAAGAUUUGUCCAAGUUUUACUUGCAUGCACUGAAAUUCAUAAUUGUUUUCGUGACUGCUGAUGCAUCCUGUGUUUAUUCGUGGUUACCUCUGCUGGUUUGUUUUGUUGGGGCAUCUUUUUCUAUCUGCUAUUUCGAUUAGUUCAGGGAAGUACAAAGAAACGAUUUCUGAGUCAGAAAAUGGAAUACUUAACUACUCUCGAUUUUUUUCAAGUGAAAUUUCUGAUAUCAGCACCUCUACCUCUGUUGAAAAUUCAAGUUCUUCAUCCCUCUUGAAGGAUUCAGUAUCUUGUGAGGAACUGGAAGGUGUUGGGUCGUUCAACACUACCUGCUUGCUGAAUUCAAACUUGAAUUUAACUUCCGAUCUUUAUGUAUUUGGUACUGGAAACAUAGAGAUACUUCCUCAUAUUUCAAUUGAAUGCCCCAUAGAAGGAUGUUCCAUAAGUUUCAAUAUAUCUGGCAAUGUCAAAGUGGGUCAACAUGCCACUAUCAUUGCUAGUUCCAUACUUUUUUCUGCAGCCAAUUUGUCAGUGGAACCAAAUUCGGUUAUGAAUACGACAUCCUUGGGUGGUCCACCACCUUCUCAAACUAGUGGUACACCAGUUGGAUACGAUGGAGCUGGUGGAGGACAUGGUGGCCGAGGUGCAUCCUGCUUGAAAGACAACCAGACCAAUUUUUGGGGUGGUGAUGUUUAUGCUUGGUCUACUUUGUCUGAGCCAUGGAGUUAUGGGAGUAAGGGCGGUGGGACUUCUGCUGAACAUCAGUUUGGAGGGAGUGGUGGAGGACGCAUUAUGCUUGAAGUGAAAGACACACUACAUUUGAAUGGAUCUGUAACUGCAGAAGGAGGGGUUGGAGGAUUAAAUGGGGGAGGAGGAUCUGGUGGAAGCAUCAUUGUACAUGCUAGAAAGCUGAAGGGAUUUGGUACUAUAAGUGCAGCAGGUGGGAGGGGAUGGGGUGGAGGCGGAGGUGGAAGGAUAUCACUGAAGUGUUACAGCAAACAAGAAGAUGUAAAAGUCACUGUGCAUGGAGGUUUGAGUAUUGGCUGCCCUUGGAAUGCUGGAGCAGCAGGUACCUACUUUGAUGCAUCUGUACAGAGUUUAAGAGUUAGCAAUGACAAUGUCACAACAGAAACGGAAACUCCUUUGCUGGAUUUUUCUACUAGCCCACUGUGGUCAAAUGUUUAUGUGGAGAACAAUGCAAAAGUUUUGGUGCCUCUGCUUUGGACCAGAGUUCAGGUGAGGGGCCAAAUUAGUCUACUUCGCGGGGGGAACAUUAUAUUUGGAUUGUCUGAGUAUCCAAUUUCAGAAUUUGAGCUUGUUGCAGAGGAACUUCUAAUGAGUGACUCCAUUAUAAAGGUCUAUGGUGCACUCAGAGUUGCUGUCAAGAUGUUACUCAUGUGGAACUCCAAAAUCCAAAUCGACGGUGGUGGAAAUACUGUUGUUACUACCUCUAUUCUUGAAGUCAGGAAUCUCAUUGUUUUAAGGGAGAACUCUGUGAUAAGUUCAAAUACAAAUUUGGCUGUAUAUGGUCAGGGACUUCUGAAGUUAACCGGUCGUGGUGAUGCAAUUAAAGGCCAGCGACUUUCCUUGUCACUAUUUUAUAACAUUACUGUUGGGCCAGGUUCUUUACUUCAAGCUCCAUUGGAUGAUGAUAAAAGUAGAAGCGUGGCAACAAAACCCAGGUGUGAGAGUUCAACAUGCCCAAUCGAUUUGAUAACUCCACCAGAUGAUUGCCAUGUUAAUUAUACGCUGUCAUUUUCACUGCAAAUUUGCCGAGUUGAGGAUAUUUUGGUGACUGGUCUCAUUAGGGGAAGUAUCAUUCACAUUCACAGGGCACGGACUGUCAUUGUUGAUUCUGAUGGCAUGAUUACCGCAUCAGAAUUUGGUUGCAGAAAUGGUAUUGGUAAAGGAAACUAUUCGAAUGGUGCUGGGGGUGGUGCUGGACAUGGGGGAAGAGGGGGUUCAGGAUUUUUCAAGGGGAGGGUGAGUGAGGGUGGUAACAGAUAUGGUAAUGCUGAACUUCCUUGUGAGUUAGGAAGUGGAACUGAGGGCCCUAAUGAGUCUUACGGACAUGCGGCUGGAGGUGGAAUGAUUGUGAUGGGAUCCAUUCAGUGGCCACUUUCAAGGGUUGUUAUGUAUGGAUCUAUGGUGGCUGAUGGUCAAAGCUAUAGUCGAGCAACAAGAAACAGUAAUGGAACUUUGAUAGGCGGACUUGGUGGAGGUUCUGGCGGGACUAUUCUUCUUUUUCUUCAAGCACUUGCCAUUUUGGAGAACUCCUCCCUAUCUGUUUCUGGGGGCCAUGGUGGUCCUCUUGGUGGUGGUGGGGGCGGUGGUGGAAGAGUGCAUUUUCACUGGUCUAAGAUAGGUAUGGGCAACGAGUAUGUACCUCUUGCAGCUGUAAAUGGUACCAUCAACAGUAGUGGGGGUUCUGGGGAUGAUGGCGGUCUUCAUGGAGAGGAAGGCACAGUUACAGGAAAGAAAUGCCCUAAGGGUCUCUACGGUACAUAUUGCGAGGAAUGCCCUAUUGGCACUUACAAAGAUGUUGAAGGCUCUGAUGCAUGUCUUUGCACUCCUUGUCCACUUGAGUUACUUCCUAACCGUGCAAAUUUCAUAUAUGUAAGAGGUGGAGUUACUCAACCGUCUUGUCCCUAUAAAUGUAUAUCUGACAUAUACAGGAUGCCAAAUUGCUAUACACCAUUUGAGGAGCUCAUAUAUACAUUUGGAGGGCCAUGGCCUUUUGCAUUACUGUUAUCAUGCGUUUUGGUGCUUCUAGGUCUGUUGCUAAGUACUUUGCGGAUCAAACUGGUUGGAUCUAGCUCUUCUUAUCAAACUGCGAAUUCAGUUGAACACCACAGUCAUCACCGUCUCCCUUCUCUUCUGUCCUUAUCAGAGGUACGGGGAACCAGAGCUGAAGAAACCCAAAGCCAUGUUCACAGAAUGUACUUUAUGGGACCCAAUAACUUCAGAGAACCUUGGCAUCUUCCAUACUCUCCUCCCAGUGCAAUUAUUGAGCUUGUAUAUGAAGAUGCUUUUAACAGAUUUAUUGAUGAGAUUAACUCUGUUGCUGCAUAUGACUGGUGGGAAGGGUCAGUUCACAGCAUACUCUCAGUGCUUGCAUAUCCUUGUGCCUGGUCAUGGAAACAAUGGCGAAGGAGAAAUAAAAUUCAUCGCCUUCAGGACUAUGUGAAGUCUGAAUACGAUCAUUCUUGCCUGCGCUCCUGUCGAUCACGAGCUCUGUACAAAGGAAUGAAGGUUGGAGCAUCGCCAGACUUGAUGGUUGCAUACAUCGACUUCUUCCUUGGUGGUGAUGAGAAGCGUUUAGACAUGGUAACAAGUAUACAGAAGAGAUUCCCCAUGUGCAUAAUUUUUGGUGGUGAUGGAAGCUAUAUGUCACCCUAUAAUCUUCACAGUGAUGCGUUGAUGACAAACCUUCUUGGCCAGCAUGUCCCUGCAACUGUCUGGAAUCAUUUGGUGGCUGGUCUGAAUGCCCAGUUUAGGACAGUGAGGCAAAGUUCCAUUCGUUCUGCUCUGGUCCCUGUUAUUGAAUGGAUAAAAAGUCAUGGAAACCCCCAACUUGAGUUUCAUGGGGUUAAAAUUGAGAUUGGAUGGUUCCAGGCUACUGCUACUGGUUAUUAUCAGUUAGGUAUUUUGGUACUGGUUGGUGAUUUUUCUCUCCACAAUCUGCACCAUUCGGAUUUCACGGACAGAAGUAUUGACGAGUUUCCGAGGAAAGUUGUCACUGUUGCACAGAAAAGUCUUAUGAAGCAUCAGCAGAGUCAGACUUGUAUGAGUAAUGCAUUAUCUCGUAAAAGAAUUUCUGGUGGAAUUAAUGGAGGUCUUAUAAAUGAUGCCACCUUGAAAUCUUUGGAUUUUAAAAGGGACUUUCUCUUUCCAUUUUCUCUGUUAUUGCACAAUACCAGACCCAUUGGACGUCAGGACACACUACAGCUACUGAUCUCUAUCAUGCUUUUGGCAGACCUUUCCAUUACCCUCCUUACGUUGGUGCAGUUCUAUUGGAUAUCUCUUGGAGCUUUUCUUGCUGUUUUGCUUAUUCUUCCUCUAUCCUUGCUUUCUCCAUUCCCAGCAGGCCUGAAUGCCUUAUUCAGUAAAGGACCAAGGAAGGCUUCACUUGCUCGAAUCUAUGCAUUGUGGAAUGCUACCUCUCUGUCGAACGUUGUUGUGGCUUUCGUCUGUGGCACAUUUUAUUAUGGAAUUUCCUCUUUGCAGCCACCUGAAGAGUCAAAUGUAUGGAAUACUAGAAGGGAGGACGACAAAUGGUGGCUUUUGCCCACAAUCCUGUUGCUAUUCAAGUCAAUACAAGCUCGUUUCGUCGACUGGCACAUAGCUAAUCUAGAAGUCCAAGAUUUUUCACUCUUCUGCCCAGAUCCUGAUACAUUUUGGGCCCAUGAAUCUAUUUAGUGACAUACAGAGUCCAAUGCCCCAGAAGAGAGAAUAUUCGUCACAGCUUCUGUUUUAUGCUAACAGGACCAGGAAGCAGCAGACAGGUUCAGCCACCCAUCGUGUAUAUAUGUCCGAAUUUGUAAAAAUCCCUGAUAUACGUGCAGUUUUCUUCUGUAACCAUAGCAACCUGAGCACUUGAGAGAGAUAGCAUGUAAAGAAGAUAGAGAAGUAGUCUCCUCAUUUUAUAGGGAAGUAGAUUCAUCAUUCUUUUUUCUGCUUGAAAAUAUUUGUUAGAAGGAAUGCACAGCAAUUUCUAAUCUUUAGUCACCCAUUUUGGUUCUUUCUUCUUUUACCUUCGCGAUUUAAGGAACGACGACUUGUAAAUAUUUGUGAUGAUUUUGGUACAUUUAACUUUUUCUUCUUUGGAUAAA
Molecule: messenger RNA, 5202 nt
Organism: Cornus florida
Lineage: Eukaryota; Viridiplantae; Streptophyta; Magnoliopsida; Cornales; Cornaceae
Exons: 23
Coding region: 434-4789 (1451 amino acids)
Source: RefSeq, a predicted model, not a curated record